Molecule: messenger RNA, 7205 nt
Organism: Pomacea canaliculata
Lineage: Eukaryota; Metazoa; Mollusca; Gastropoda; Architaenioglossa; Ampullariidae
Product: synaptotagmin-7-like
Biological process (GO): regulation of calcium ion-dependent exocytosis; cellular response to calcium ion; vesicle fusion
Cellular component (GO): synapse; axon; membrane
Molecular function (GO): phosphatidylserine binding; clathrin binding; calcium-dependent phospholipid binding
Source: RefSeq, a predicted model, not a curated record
CGAGACGGUGGCGGCCCCACUCACUCCUGCACACCACUGACGGAAUGUCCUAGACUCCGCCUGCGCCUCGUGCUCUUUGGGGGAAAAAAAGAAGGAAACAGGUGGGAAAUACGCACGCACACACACUCUCUCGCCACACUUCUCUACCUGUCGUGUUUGUUGUGGAGUAUAGUUGUGCUUGACGCCAGCGGAUUGGUAGCAGCAGACGACACCUUGUCCCUUUACCCAGAAAUGACAGGCGUUGACUCUCCGCACACACACCCCAUGGAGGACAGCACUCAGCUGUUGAUGAUCAUCGCCUGCGUGCUGGGCGGCCUGCUGGUGCUCCUCCUCAGUUCUGUCGUCUGCUUCUGGUGCUUCAAGGGCCGCAAGGGUGCGGACGACGAGGACAAGGUGCUGACCAAGAAGUACGCCGUCAACGGUCUGGACGAGGAGUCGGGCAACAGCAACCAGAUGUUCAAGCGGACUCCAGACGAUCGCUCGUCCAUCGGCUCCGCCACCUCCCUCAACCAGCGGGGCUCGCAGUCCCCCAUGCUGGGGCGCAAGACCAUCAAGUUCGAGCGCCCAGAGCGCAAGAUGGUUUCCGAGCACGUGCAGCCCACCCCAGGCUCGCAGACAGCACUUAACCAGCAGCUGGGCAUCAGGGACACCCGGGACUACCAGACCAUGGGCAUCACACGGGGUGUCAGCCUCAGUAGUCAGAGUCGGUCAGCAUCGGAGGAGGACCGUGAGGUGGUUCGGGGAAGCAGCAUGUGGCGGAACGUCAAGUCCAUCGCCACCAUGCUGAUGGAGGAUCCGGAAGUGGUGGAGGAGCGGGCCACCGGGCCCAUAGUGGAGGGCGUGGACUUCAAGCUGGGCCGCAUCCAGUUUGGCCUCAUGUACGACUUUCAGAAUCUUACCUUGACCCUGCGCAUCAUCCGGGCCGUCGACCUCCCGGCCAAGGACGUGACCGGCACCAGCGACCCCUACGUCAAGAUCCUCCUGCUGCCCGACAAGAAGCACAAGCUGCUCACCAAAGUCAAGAAGCGGAACCUCAAUCCUCACUGGAACGAAUGUUUCCUGUUUGAAGGCUGGCCUCACAACAAGCUGCUGGAGAAGACCCUGUACUUGCAAGUUAUUGACUAUGAUCGCUUCAGCCGAGACGAUCCCAUUGGGGAGACAUACAUUCCACUGAACGAAACCGACUUGUCACAGUCUCCUGUUGUGUGGAAAUUUCUGCAACCAUGCAAGGACACUAGGGGCAAGCUGGGAGAGCUACUGUUGUCACUGUGCUAUCAGCCCAACAUUGGUCGGCUGACUGUGAUCGUGAUGAAGGCCAAGGAACUCAAAGCCAAAGAUAUUACCGGCUCCUCAGACCCUUAUGUCAAAAUAUGGUUGCAUUUUGGUGGAACAAAGAUUGAGAAAAAGAAGACCAGCAUUAAAAUGCGCUCAUUGAACCCUGUCUACAAUGAGAGUUUCAUCUUUGAAAUACCCUGGGAGAAGAUCCGUGAGGCAAUGUUAGAGGUCUCGGUGAUGGACUUUGACAAACUGGGACGCAACGAGCUGAUCGGGAAGGUGAUACUGGGAAGUCGGAGUGGUCCCAUGGAGACACGACACUGGAAUGACAUGAUCUCCAAGCCGCGCCAGCAGGUGGCACAGUGGCACUUACUCAAAGACUGAGGCUAGUUUCGUUAAACCAGUGCUGCACCUUAACCUUGGCAGAUUUCUCAAAGCUUCUCAUGGGAUGGCUUGUUGUCUGGUGCUGAAGCUGAGAUGGAGGCUAAUCAACUUUGUUGUUAGUUGUGGGGCUGUGUUCAGGCCAGGAUCAAGGUGCUUCACACAGAGUAUGUUCUGUGCACAGACUUAGAUACAAAGCAGUAUAUGAGUGUUCCAUAGCCUGAGCCCCUUCUUAUGCACGUAGACUUUUGUGUUAGGCCUUCACACCACAGGGCAUAGACAAAGUCCAUUGGGGCAGAGGUCAUUUGCAGAGAUUGCUCAGCUGAAGUAGUCGAGUGGAAUUUAAUGAGACGACUCAUUCUGAAUCAUGACACAUCUAGCCCUGUCUCUUGUGUGUCUUGUGCAACGUAGCCUUUACUCAUUAACAUGACAUCCUUUAGUUUCAGAUAUCUAGUGCAUAAAAAAAGAUACAUUUAGUUCUAGUUAUGUGAUACUAAUUUAACUCCCAGAUACAUUUUGGAGAUAGUGGUACAUUAUUUAAAAAGUAACCAUUCAUCAACAUAUUCAAAAGUAACCAUUUACUGCCCUAUAAAAUAUCAGAUUAUACUUAGAUAAAGUAGUGUUGCUUUAUUGACAGCAUGAGUCACAAAUGAAAAUCCAGCCUAAAUAACGUAUUUCUGUUUUACUGAAGCAAUGCAGCCAGUUGAUGUAAAUUUAAAUAAUGUUGUUAACACUGCUGAUAAUGUUUUACUGUAAAUUAUUUAUCUCUAAUUAUAGAAAGAUGAUAAAGGCCAAGUAAAAACUUAAGUAAUGUUAGGUUAUAAAAAAAUGCCCUAACCAGUGACAGUAGGUACUGUUUUUAGCGAAGGUUUUGGCUAACGACAGAGUCUACGCCAUUUGCAGAUUGCUAGCUUUGAUUGCAGAGUUAACUCACAGAAACUGAAGAGCAAAGCAGUAAAAAACAAUGGCAAGAGUUCAGCUGAGUGACAGAGAAUACAUCAUCUUGAUAGGCAAAUUACUAUUGCAUUAAUCCUCACCCACGGUGCACUGGCAAUAAGCCAUCUUGUUGACUCUGUCCUCAGAGGUCAUCCAUCAUGCAUUCAUCAAUGCCAGACUUCUCAUUUUGCUUGUGAAUGUCUGGACAUUCUUCAACUUUCCAGACAAAGCAAAGCCCAUGUCCAGACAACUAGGAGAUGUGUUUGUAGCAAUAUCAAGCAGUGACAAAUGGUUUAUUUCAUAUUCAUGAGUCAUGCAUGUGACACAACUUUUUCACUGAAGAGUGACACCAAGACUGUGUUAGUGUACCAAGUUGCGUCCACAUACAAUUACCAUUACACUAGGCGAUUAAUUACACUCUAUCCACAGUGCUUGUGCCAAAGUUGCAAGCAUGAUGGUCCAGUUCAAAAAAACAGUUUCUCAUCCAAUCCAUGCCAUGUCCCUUGUGAUUCAGUGCGCGAUGAACUUGGAGAGAUUUGUACUUCAUCCUACACGCCAGCCCCAUCCUCUGUAGCCUCACCUAAGCAUGUGUACUUAGUCUUCUUCCAGAUUCAGUAAGUCUUGAGGAGACUGCAGGCAGAAGUGAGGUGGGGAUGGCUGCAAGCAGAAGUAAUGAUGCAAGCAGUGGAAGGGGUGAUAUGCAGUAUGAAGAGGAAGAAGAUUUCUUGUGUAAAGACAUGUAACCAUUGCAUCCAGGGGUGUUCUAGUACUCAACUGUCUUGCAUGGAAGUAUCAGCACAGAAAUGAAUCAGGUUGUACAACGUAUGAGGACCACCUGCAUUGCAUUUCACACAUCCUUCAUGACUGGAACAUUUACUUGCAUUCUUCACUAGACAGGCUCUGUUGUUGAUGGAGAUGUUUGUGAAAUGAUCAUUUCAUAUUGUCUCAUCCAUACUCCAUGGUUACUCAUGCUUACUUAAUCAUAUGCAUUUGUGGAAGAUUGUUGAAGUUUGUGAAGAGACUUUAUAUUUGCUUGACCCUUUACAAAAAUGUAAAAAAUCCACUUGAUAGGAAAUGCAACCCACAACAGACUCAUCACAUCAGCAGUACUCAAGCAUUUUGGUUCUUACCCUGAAGCAUAGAAUAAGCAGGCUGAUACAAUACAUGAUACUCUUCUGUUUAUAUCUUGUGUUCCUAAGGUUGGCCCUCAGUAUGCUUCUUAAAAUGUGAUAAAGGUGGGGGACCAUGGUUUCUCCGCUGCAGAAAGAAGGAAGGAUCCAGACAAUGGACAACUUAUAUUAGAAUAAUUCAUUUAUUUUAGUUUUCUUUAUAACUUGCAAGUUUGCAUAAAAAAUGUAAGAUUGGGAUCUAGGUGUAGUGGCAACAACAUGAAAAAUAUUUGUACUUUCUUUUUGAUAGGAGGGAGAGAUAUAUGUAUUAACAAAUGAUAUACCAGGAAUAACAAUCUGUCAGCUGUUUCCAAUUCUUGUUACAAUAUUAACAAAAUAUUAUUGCUAAAUAAUGCAUCCUCUUUUAUGUAAAAGUUACAUUUACUCCUUGCAAAAUGAACCCAGUUUUGUUGUGAAGAAUUCCGAGUCCCUAUAUUACAUUCAAUUUGGAACAAAAUUAAGGUGAUCUAUUCCAUAUUUGUCUUAUCUGUAACAAAGACCAAAUUUUUACUGAAAUGUUCAUAUUCAUGCAUAUGCCUUGUAUGAAACAGUAGAGAAAUCGUAUACAAGCAUAUGUGUGUGAUAUGUGUAGGGGAGCUGUUGGGUCAGGAGGAGAAAAAAGGGGUUAGGAUAUGGUUACAAUAAGGUAAAAUUAUGUCAGUGCUAUUCUGUUUCCCAAAUAUUGCAAUAAUAUUGAGGUUUCCAUGUUGGUUCUGCUGUGCUUAGUUGGUCUCUCUGCUCUGCAGCUGUACACCAAGUCAGCCUAAAGACUGUGCACAUGCAUGUAGACUGGAAAACCUGCAGAUAAAUUACAGCAUCUUUACAGUAGCAUCAUUAGAAGGUGUAAAAUCUCAAAGCGUGAACCUGCUACCUUCUAUCUGCUGUCAACAGAUUCCAAGCCAUGGCAUCACUUUCACAUUACACGUUACAGUGUGUAGAUAUAUUCCAUACUUUCAUAAAUUCCUAACAUUUUUUAUUUUAAAAUAUUUCAGAAUAUCCUAUGAUUCACAAGAAUACUGUCACUGGAGAGAAUAUUCAGUUCCAGAUCUUAAUGCCAAUAGGUUUAGAAAAGUCAAAAUUUUUAUUUAAUUUUUAUUUUUAACAUGACUACAUGCAGGCCCCUUUGAAAUGUUAGUGGCUAUUUUUCAUACAGUUGCUGGUGGCUAUUUUCAUACAGUUCAGCUGGUUUGUCAAACUCAUGCAUGCUGGGGUACAUUUUAAACUACAAGUUUAUGUCAUGAUAUAUAUAAUGUCAACUUGUUUAACAUAUUAUAUAUAUAAAUGUAAUGGCAUGUAAAGUCAUGUCUAAAACUUGUACCAGAUUUUUGAGCUUUGAAUUUUGUUUUACAAAACUUAAUAAGCAAUAUUUUUUAAUUUUCUAUGAUCAGUCAGUCAUACAGCUGGCUGUAAAAGUCAUUUGGAUGUUUUAACUGUGUGUGAUGGGAUGGGUGGGUGGCUGGGUUGACAAGUUCAUUGCAAUUAGUGAUUCUAAUCUGUUUGGUCCUAACUGCAUUCUUAUGAUCUUGACAAUUAUUUUCUGAUUUUUAUUUAAAUAACAUUUUUUCUGUUUAAUCACACAUUCAAAAUAAUUUGUUGCUGCAUGAAAAUAAUUCAUUUUAUGCCAAAUGCAGAAUGUAACAAUAUCAAUCUUUUGUUGAGGUAAACAGAAAUCUUUUAUUAUUUUCUUUUAGGAGUUUCUAGCAAAACACUUUCUACCUGGUUGUUGAUCAACGUGUCAUCAGGUACUUAUUACCAUCUGACUGAAGUGAAAGUUUGCAUAGGUUUCUGUGGUUUAGAACAUUCUUGAAUAGCUUCAAUAAUUAGCAAGUCAUUGAAUAUAUUUAUUUACAAUACCAAUAAUAACAAAGCUCCUUUCAUGUUCUGCUAGGGGAUGAAAGCAAUGUUUGACAUAUACAUAUUUCAUUCUUCUGGUGCCAUGACUUCAAGUCAAAGCCUCUCAUUGUCUAAUAUCACCAGCACCUCGCAUUCUCGUUGUGUCUGUACUUUCAUCCAUAGCCCUACAUCUGGUGGAAGGUGAAUAGCCUUGUGGUUUGAGUACCUUUUUUGAGGCCAGAGGCAUGCACACUAUCCCCACUAUAUGGUUUGAUACUUUGGUGAACCUCAAAUCGACCCAUCUGUAGCAUGGGAACCUAACCUCGUAAAAGGGUAGGGAAAGACAGACAAGGAGAGGAGCUUUGAAGCCCUCACAAAAAUUCUGACCUUAAGAUAAGUGUUGUCUCUGACAUCUCACUCCCCAGUGACAGGUUGUAGGAUUACUUUCACCUAAUCUGUCUCUUGCUGCCUGAUCCUACUUCUCCAUUUCGUAUUCGGAACUCUCUCCUGCAAUUCUCAUCUUGCCUACCAGUAAUCUUUGCCAAAUGUUGAAAAAGCUACCAAAAAAGAAAAAAAGUGUCUCCCUAUAUUUAUAUCUCUGUGAAUUUGUGUAAUAUACUUCAGGCUUUUAAAAAAUAUUUGUUGAGCCUGCUACUGAAAAAAAGUGAAUGGCAUAUUUACUCAAAGAAAGGUCUAAGUAUCAACACUUCCUUCCACCCCUUACCCAGCUUUCCCUCCCCACCAAACAAACAAACUGUUGCAUCAGUCAUUCAGAAUGAUGCUUCUCAUCCAAUCAUUUACAACAAAUAAAGCCUUAUUAAGCAUGAGAGCUAGUCAAAAUGUCACUAAACUAACAUUUGGCUGUCAUGUACUUAUAGGUCAUCUUAAGCCAAAAUGCAUUCGCUGAUUUACACAUCAAAAAUAGUGACAAUGAAGAAAGAACAUAGCUGGUGUCAACUUCAUUCCAGCAAAAUAUCACUAGGCAUGAGUUAGCCUGCAGAUGAUCUGAACAAGUUAAAGAAGUGUGUGUUGUCAUGAUAACCUUAAUAUUAAUUCUUAUAUAUUGUAUUAGGUCCAUCAUGUGCAUGCAUUUGAUAUACACACAUUCUUAGCUUUGAAAACUGGGCAGGUGGGUUCAAGCAUGUCCUUAUUUGCUGUAUAAAAUGCAUCUGAUGUUGAAGAUAACACACUUGCUGCAGUAGGACAGAAACAACGUAAAAUUGAAGGGGCAUUCUUGUUUUUCGUUAAAAAGUGCUUUUGAAAUGUCCAGCCAUGAAAUAUUAUUUCUUAGUGCUGCUAACAUUAGAUUGUAUAGAUUGUAUGUGAUAUGAAAAGAGCAAAUAUAAUUAUACUGGGAAAUACAUUCUUGUACAAAGUGCAUGUUCAUGUUGUGAAGCAGCUUAGAAUUCAGAUGUUACUUAUGACACAACACACUGUGUGUGAAAGCUGGUGUAUAUGAUGCUUGCAGGUGUAAAUAUUGUAUCAUAUCGGUGUGCAUCCAGUGUGUAGAUACAUUUUGUACACAGUCUUAGUAUACAUCUUACAUGAGAAUCACAGUGGUGUUAUGUGUCUGUCUAAAAGCACAGAUAAUAAAAAUUGCAAUGAGGAAAA